UGGAACAAACAGACGGAGCCGCACGCCGCGCGGGAGCAGCACGCACACAUAAGCAGACACGCGCGCGCGCACACGUACAACGGCAACAACAGACCGCCAGAAUCACAGACGGUGUUUUACUGUAAGAGAAAAGUGUCCGAGUGGAGACGGAGAAAAGGAGAGGAUUGCGGCGGAGGAACCGAGGAGUCGGAACGGAGGCACCAUGUGAAAGAACCGAUGAAGGAGACGGACAAAAGGGCUGCGACGAGCUGUGUACAAAGGAAAAGGGCGUGAGCGGAAUGUCCGUGGAUGAGAAGCCUGAAGCCCCCAUGUACGUGUAUGAAUCGACAGUUCAUUGUACCAAUAUCCUCCUCUGCCUCAAUGACCAGCGGAAGCAGGAUAUCCUGUGCGAUGUGACUGUCCUGGUGGAAGGCAAGGAGUUCCGCGGGCACAGGGCCGUGCUGGCCGCCUGCAGCGAGUAUUUCCUCCAGGCACUGGUUGGCCAGACAGAGAAUGGCUUGGUUGUUAGCCUUCCUGAAGAGGUCACUGCCAGGGGAUUCGCACCAUUGUUGCAGUUUGCCUACACUGCUAAGCUGUUACUCAGCAGAGAAAACAUCCAGGAGGUCAUCCGCUGUGCUGAAUUCCUGCGCAUGCACAACCUCGAGGACUCAUGUUUUCGCUUCCUGGAGGCUCAGCUGCGCAGCGAGGAGGAUGGACUUCUGCUCUGUCACAAGGUGGCACCUGAGGCAAACAACUCUGAGGAUGAGAGCAUGCAGUCGGAGGCAGAAAGGCCAACAUCCCCCAGGGGGCUGCGGUGCACUGACACCCUUGCCUCCUUUCGACGCCCUGGCAGUGAUCAGCUAGCAGUGGCUAUGCCUGGUAACAUCACAGAUGGCCAGCUGGACUUUGAUCGGCAUGGAGCAUCAGACGUGCCACGAUGCCCCAAGUACAGAAAAUACCAGUGGGCUUGCAACAAGCACAAUAAUGACACCUCCUCACACACCAGUACCUCAGGUUUUCCAAGCACAUUAAAGGAGAGCGGCGUUAGCGGGGCAGUGCCGGGUCAGGGCAGGCUGCCUUUGGCACAGAUCAAAGUUGAACCACAGGCAGAGGAAGAGUCAGUCUCAUUGUGCCUGUCAGGGGAUGAGCAGGAUGUCAGGGAUAAGGACAGUGUGACAGCCAUGGAGAUGGACAAACCCAUAUCCAUGGAACGAACCAAGAGAACCAAGUCCCCUUCCUGCCUCAGAGCCUUUUUCAAGAAAGGGGUGGACCUUCCCAGUCUCCCCAACACAUCACAGCAGCUAUUUGCCAACAGACUUGUCUGCCCCCAGGACAAAGGAAACUCUCAGGGAGAUCAUAAAAAAGACUUCAGACCUUUUACUGGGGAGCUGGGCCUGUCUGUAACAUCCCCAAAGGACGUGGACAGUUUCCCUGCAGGGUUGUCCCUCAAGUCCACCUCCUGCGAUGGGGUCUGCAAACAGGAAGUUGAGCUAGAUCGUCGUAGUGUCAUAUUUUCCUCAGGGGCCUGUAAUCGUCUGGGAACCCCAGCGCAUUCCUAUCCCGGUGGGAACUCUUUGGAGAUGGAGCUCUCUGAGCACAUGCCAAAGGGCUUGUGGGCUGGAGCCAGCCAGUCCCUACCCACCUCCCAGACCUAUUCUCCCAGCACCACCUCCUCUGAGCCCCCAGUUCUCUGCCGCCCACGGCCCAACACCAGCUGCCCAGUGCCAAUCAAAGUGUGCCCGCGCUCGCCACCAUGCGAAACCCGCACCAGGACUUCCAGCUCCUGCUCCUCAUACUCAUAUGCAGAGGACGGCAGCGGCGGCUCCCCCUGCAGCCUCCCCCAGUUUGAAUUCUCCUCUUCGCCAUGCUCCAACGUGGUGCGAUGCCUCAAUGUGGACCAGCAGGAGCAAAGCGUGGGUGGAGAUGCACUUUUCAACCAGGUGCGACCGAAAAUCAAAUGUGAGCAGUCGUACGGCACCAACUCCAGUGAUGAGUCGGGCUCCUUCUCAGAGGGAGACAGUGAAUCAUGCCACGUCCAGGAGCGAGGGUCAGAGGUGAAGCUUCCUUUCCCUGUAGAUCAAAUCACAAAUCUUCCACGGAAUGACUUCCAAAUGUUGGUUAAAAUGCACAAACUGACCUCGGAGCAACUCGAGUUCAUCCAUGAUGUGAGACGGCGAAGUAAGAACCGCAUUGCCGCUCAGCGCUGUCGUAAGAGGAAGCUGGACUGUAUUCUAAACCUGGAGUGUGAGAUCAGAAAACUGGUGUGUGAAAAGGAGAAGUUGCUGACGGAGAGGAACCAGCUGAAGGCAUGCAUGGGCGAGCUGUGGGAGAACUUCUCCUGUUUGUCCCAGGAGGUUUGUCGGGACGUCCAGCUGAGUCCAGAGCAGGUCCAGUCUUUACACCACUACUGCCCCGUCCUGCGACCUGCCAACGCCACUGCCAGCAAUGACCCCAAACCCUCCCCCGGCCCCAAUGUGGCCCCCACCGCAGCAGCCACCAACACCACCACCAGCAUUGACCUCACCGGCCACUCGGGCUCGGUCACGCCAGAGACCGGCAUCCAGGGCUCGCCUGGGCCCUCAGAGAGGGCGCUCGACUCGUUGGCCCUCAGAAACGGGGCUGACAAAGAUAUGGACGGCCACGACGGCAGCUUGUAUGCAGAGUCCGGGCUUUCUGUAGAAAAACCCAACCAGACGGUAACAGUGGAUUUCUGCCAGGAAAUGACUGACAAAUGUACAACUGACGAGCAGCCAAGGAAGGACUGUACUCAGUAGUGGUGGUUGUCUGCGUUGUUGGAUGUUUUUUAUUAUUUAAUUUUACUCUUCUGACAAACCCUUUCUUGGGGUUGUUGAGAUGGUCAGCCUCUGCCAGUGUUCACUGAAAAAAACAAGCUUUGUUUGUAUUUAUGUCUUUUUGUGCUGUCUUUUUUCUUUUUUUUUAAAGAACGGUUGACACUAAAGUUGUCUUAAAACAGCAGCAAUACUGUUCUCCAGGUAUUCUCCUCCUACCAAGACAGAGUGGGAACUUCUCACCAAACCCUUACAAUGGUGCUACCCCCACCCUCACCCCCCACAGGUGGGGCUCUGCUCUUCACAUCUCACUCAUCACCAGUUGAACCUCAUCGGACCUACAACAGCAGCUUUCUGUGUCUGUCUCUGUCUCCUCUUCCUGCCUUUGUCCUUUUCCCACUCUGUCUCUAUUGCUCUUUUCUACCUCUCUCUUUUAACCCUUUUCCAUUGAUUUCGUCCCAGUUCCAGUUCACCACUGGUGUCUAAUUUGAACCAGUUCUUUGUGUUUCCACAGCCAAAAGAAAACUAGUUCUAGAGAAGCAUCACCAUCACCUUGAACUGGACCGUCAAGACUUACAAGACCUACUAAAACUUUGUGACCACUAUUUUAAAAUGACAAAGAUAGGACAACAUUUUAGAGCUUUGUAGUGACUCUGUAGUCAACUGGUGAGCAGACACCAGUGAAUGAGCUGUGAAUAGAUGUAUUUAACUGUCCAUCACUGAUCCCCUUUACUGGCCUGGGAACAAGGCAGGUAUCACAGGAUAGAAUACAGAAGAAUCAAAGGUACCAAAGUUCCCUUUGUUCUAAAUUACUAUUGCUACUUUUUUUUUCAAAUAAUAAAUGUAAUUGUGCAAUAAUAUCAUGAACAGGCAAAUUAAUGUGUGAUGUGGUGAUAUAAUCCAUUUCAAAAAGAUCAGCAUGUCACCAUUAGCAUUGACCGUAUGUUUGGCCAGGCCUGCUAACUGUUAGCUGCAAAUGGGAACAGCAGGCCUGCCUGAAAAUCUGAAAAUGUCACAAUAAAUGUUCAUGUAGACUGGAUUUUAAGAUGUUGAUCACAGACAACAAUCUAUGACGGAAUAACCAUAACUCUUAGAAAAUUCAAUCUGCAUUGUGACAUUAUCUAACCUUAGCAUUCUUUUUACCACUGGCUAACCUAAAAACAUGUCCAAACCCACACCAUGACAGAUUGACAUGGUUUUGUGACUGACGUUAGCGUCAGCCCAGAACUAGCACUAGGACUUUGUCAGUGGAGGAGUGUCUGUUGCUGUCUUUCUGUCUCUGUCUUUCUCUACAUGUUUUUUUUAACUUGCUAAAUCUCAGUGACCCUUCUUGUCACAGCAAUUCAAACUCAGGAAAGAAAAAAAAAUCUCUGAAUGUUCAACCUAAUUCAUGAAAAAAUGAGAAUACAGCUUCUGUACAUGAGGAAGUUACAAUGCAGUUAGACUGUAAAAUGUUCAUAUGCAAAAAUGUCUUCAAGCGUGUCGCAUUUGUAUUUCUGUACAGGAGAACUUUGUACAGACUGUAACCUAAAACAUUCCUCCUUUGCCUUCCUUAGCACUGAAUUGAAAGAGAAAAAAAUGAUUCUUUGCAGGCGGUUCGAUGGCUAUUUUUUCCCCACUCAUUAGCAAUACCAUUGUAUUUGGAUGUUGUAACGGUGACUUUCAAGUGCUUGUUUGGCAGAACGUAAACUGUAUAUAGUAUGGAGCAUGAUGACUGUAACAGUGAUUUUGUACAGGUAGAGGCUUAGAUGUUUCUUUUUCACCGGGGUUAUAUCAAGCACCUUUUUGCUAAGGGAAAAUCGUUUGCGUUGCUGUUUCCUGUCCUGCCUAACGAAUAAUCCCCAUCAUGGUGGGUGUUCUCAUACUCAGGAAAUCAGCUCAACAUACACAUUGACACACACAUACAGUACAUACAGACACAAAAGUCAACACACACCUUUCACAUAUUGAGCCCCAUGGAUGUGGAAAAGUUGGACAUUCAACACACAGCUCAGACCAGCUCCUUUCCACCUCUGCCUCCUCUUUAAAUGUGAAAAACUUGUGUUUUUUGGAGGAAAUCUUAUUUCUUAUCAGUAUUUAAAGAUGCUAUUGUGUAUUGGGUUUUAUGUUUAAUAUUCAGAGAGAUCAAAAACUGCAGCUAACAUCUCUGAAUGAGAGACAGAGACUUCUACAAACAGAUUAUGAUUUUUUUUUUCUUAAAGAAAAAAAAACAUUGACAACAAUAUUUAAGUGAUAAAUUUGACAGGCACUUUGCUUCCAGCCCCAGGCGCUCCGAGCCAUUUAGCACUUCAAGCAAAGGGUCUUUAUUUCAGAAUCCCUAAAACUCUGAGUCUGGAGCACUUAAAUUGGCACUUCCAUAGAAGACAUCUUGCUGAAAAAGAAUAUUUAACUAUCCAGUCAAAAAUAUCUUUAUGAAGAACACAUAUCCAAAACCUGUACAGGUCUUUUAACACAAAGGAAGCUAAUUUUAAUUUUAGUAUAAGAGUGUUCACAACUUAUAUUUGUAUUUCUUUAGAAAUUGAAUAAGCUAAUUCAGACUUCAUUGAUGUGAAAUCAGUGUAUGUGUUGUCAAAAUGAUUGAAUAACAAUCAUAUAAGAUAGUAACAUGUUUGCCCUAAUUGUGCAUUUGUUGGAACAUCCUCUGUUGUGAUAUGCAUGCAUGCUGCCUAUAGCUAAAGCCUAGUUAGUUUGUCUAGCUUCUUUUUGCCUUGUAAGUUCUCUGGAACAGUCUGCUUUUAUAAUAUAUUUUUUAAAGAUUCUAUGUACAAAUGAGCUGAAUUAUGGCAGCCUUACAAAGGCUGAAACUAAUUGGACAGUGAAGCUUUAUUCACUCUAUAAAACCCCAAUCCAACACAGUGUUCUGUUGGUUGCACAGCUCGCUCCAGAGUUGCUUUUGUUGUGAACGGUUAGUAUAAGGCGUUUGAAAAAACAAUGUUCCAAAUGUUUAAAUGCAAAGAUUCAACUAAAACUCCCUGUUGAACUAAAGACUUUUAAAUUUGACAACAUUAAAUUCAACAAUGAUUAACAUCAUUGGUACUGCAAACCCAAGAACAGUAGCUUCUGGAAAUUAAAAUAAUGUUAUCAUUGCUUUUACUUGAUAGGGAGUAAAAAUUUUAAUUAAUGAUUUUCUUGUUUUUGUAAAGAAUUUCUGGGGUGUUACCUAUACCUAAAGGUAAUUUCUAGCUGUUGUCUCUUAGGAUUUACAUUUCUAAAAUAACUCCAACCAGAAACCUGUGGUUAGAUGCUAGUUAAUGUUAGCUGCAGUUGGCUUGCAAACUAAUGUUAGCUGUGGUUAGUAUGUUAGCUCAUUUUAACUGUGGUUAGCAUGUUAGCUAAGUUUAGCUGUGGUUAACAUACUAGCUAAUGUUAGUUUAUUUGACUGUUUUUGAGGAAAGACUACCCACUUUAUAAAAACAUGUUUAUUAGAUAAGAAAAUCUUGUACUUCAUAACUAGUAAAAUUAAUGAGAACUAUGAUUCUGUUUGAUAUCCAGAAAAUUCAUCGGAAGUAGCUGCAUUUCUGUAUCUGCAGAGAAACAGUCGUGUUCCCAGCAUAUUUUAAUGGGUGUUUGCACCUAUCAUGAAGCUUCAACAGUGCAUUUUCAUGAUGCAGGUACUCCAGUAUCGUACAAGUCCUUGUGACAGUUGUAAUUGUUUGUACACCAACAUCUAAUUCAAUGUUUUAAUCAUUGUUUAAGAUUUGUUCAGUUGAUAAGAAGAGGCCCAUGAGGACAAUUAGCUUGAAGGAUUGGGGCUUUAAGACUAGAAUAAAAUGCCAGAACUGUAAAAUAAAAUCCAUUUGAUGUUCUCCCCCCAACUUUAAAGGAUGUAAAUUUUAGGUGUAGUUUAAGAUAUGUUCUCUGGUGUGAGACUUGUUUAUGUUAUACAGCCGAACAGAGUAACUUUAAGUGUAUUUUAUAAACCUGUCUUUACAUUUUACAACGACAGAUCCCUAUUUUGUAGAUUAGUCCCACACACAUACAAAUAUGCACACAGAGAACCAUACAAUAAGUACACAUGGACACACACACAUACACACACACACAGUCCUUCUGUUGUGGCAGAGCAGCUGUGAUUCUUUAUCAGCUGAUGUUAAUUCUAAUGUUAUUUACACUUUUUUGCUGUUUGUGCUCUUCUCAUUCUUCUCAUUCAACAGUAUUUAUCAAUGUGUAAAUUCUACCAGGUUCAGGCCAGAUCACUAGAGCACAACCAUCUACAGUACCUUACAGCUCAUAUGUUUCUGCAAACAUUAUCUUAAGUUACAUCUGAGGAAACUCUGUGACUUUGUGUUUGUUCUGGUUCAAGGCAAUGAAUUCAUUGUUUAGGCAAAUAACCUACUCUACAGAAAGACCAGACUUUUUUUUUAACUGAAUUUGAACAAAUCCUGAGAAAAGAUGAUCCAAGAAACGGAGACCAAUUGUACGCUCCGACACUGACUGUUUGGGAAACAUAGACAAAAGUAUAACCUGUAAAACUAGACUGAACAUGCACUUUAGUCUGGUUUACAUCACAGCAGCACUCAAUUCCAACUGUUGAUUAAAGGUCACCCAAAUUACAAAGCUAACUGUCCAGCCAUCCUGUGAAGCCCAUUCACAAAUAUUAAGAAGAUAAAAAUCAUAUAGAUACCAGUGUGGAGCUCAUUCACAGAUACUACACGCAUGUCUAACAUUUAUAGAAUUAAAAUAUAACCCCCCUCCCCUUUUUUUGGGACCCUUUAAACCACACUGUUCCUAAAACUUCAGUUUGGACCAGGCAGGACCAUGAAUCUUCUCAAAACACAGAUCUGUUUAGAAUUAUAGGAGGCAAUAAUUCUACAGAGAGCAGUUUUUGGCAAAAUCUUUUAAUUAUUACCAAUAAAGCAUGUACACAUCAUGUCUCAUUUUCAACUAAGACAUAAAAACACAAUAGCCGUGAUGAAAGAAAUUUUAACAUCCAUUUCAUUCAAUUAAAAAAUAUUUGCAUAUCAUCCUUCUUUUCUACUGUUGGAAAUGUGAUCAAUUUGAGACUAUAAAACAAGUGUAAUUUAGGAGCUUUUUACUGAUGUAAAAUGGACCAGACUGUGUUAGGGUUAAGGUUAUUGAUGGAUCAAAUAAUGUCACAUAUUCAUAUUUUGGGCUGCAAAUUUUAAUUUUUGGCAGGACAUUAGCUCCACAUGAGUUCCAAAUCUAAUGGUGUCAGUGUUUGAUAGGUUCGGUGGAACAAAUUGUGUUGUGAUGAACACAGACAACACAGAUGCAGCUGAAGGUUUAGUCUUUGUGAUUUGGGUGAAUCCACCCUUUAAUGUCUAACAGUUGAACCUCCUGUCACUACAGAGCAGACUUUGGUUGUUAUUGUCUCUAAAAGUCAUUUUAAAGCUGCAUUGAUUGAUUUUUUUUUUUUUUUUACACUGCCCCAGAAAACAAAUGCAAAUACUUGAGUCAAAUCCUUGAAUGUAUUCACUCUGAUUCUUGUACUCUCAAGAAAAGUAAUAAAUUUCUUUAGCUACUCAACAUUCAGCAGCCAGUCACUCAUUUGGUAGAAGAAUAGAUGAAUGUGAUGAGAAUUUAACAUUGGAGCCAGAAACCAAAAACAAGUCAAAAAAAGCCAUUUUCCUCUUUACAGUCACUGAAUCCUUGUUCACAGUAAAAUGACACUGAAAUUUUGCAGCUUUAAAGUAAUGCACAGAACGUACAAAGUGAAUUGGACAUCGCGGUUCUUUGAUCAUCCAGGUUACUUUGCACAGGUUAAACAUGAAAAUACUCAUUGUCAGUAGAAUUUUGCUGUUGCUGUAACUGUGCAGGUGAAUGCUCUUACACUUGGUGUUUUUGUCUUUGUUUAGUUUGAUUCCUUUUGUUGCUGCUUCUCUGAAACAAACACUGGCUCUUCUCCAAAGGUUGUUCUAUAAAGAUUAUGUAUGAACAAAAACAUGCCUUUCUCACAGAUUGCUCAACUUUAUCUUAAAAAAAAAAAAAAAAAAAAAAAAAAGCAGAAAA
Molecule: messenger RNA, 8738 nt
Organism: Sphaeramia orbicularis (orbiculate cardinalfish)
Lineage: Eukaryota; Metazoa; Chordata; Actinopteri; Kurtiformes; Apogonidae
Gene: bach2b
Product: BACH transcriptional regulator 2b
Exons: 5
Coding region: 279-2753 (824 amino acids)
Biological process (GO): regulation of transcription by RNA polymerase II
Molecular function (GO): protein binding; DNA-binding transcription factor activity, RNA polymerase II-specific; RNA polymerase II cis-regulatory region sequence-specific DNA binding
Source: RefSeq, a predicted model, not a curated record